CCCUUAUUUGCUGACACAAACAGACACACACUGCCCAAUACAAACACACAAUACUUCUGAAACUAUACAUAGUGCUCUAUUUUUGCAGUGCCACAGUACACUUGAACUCACAAAGAGCCGUUGUGUAAAGGGUACUUGCCAAAAAAAACAAAAUAAAAAGGUACAUUUCUUAAGGUAAAUAAAGAGUAGAACAAGCUGAGCUUAGAAGGCAAAAUAGUUGUAGCAGUGGAAGAAAAUAGAAUGGCAAGGAAAUUCAGUAUAAUAUUUGCAGCUUGUUUGCUGUUAAUGAUUCUUGGCAUUUGCAGAGCAAGCAAAGUUGGAGUUUGCUACGGACGAAAUGCUGAUGAUCUUCCAACGCCUGAUAAAGCUGUGCAGCUCAUUCAAAUGCACAACAUUAAAUAUGUAAGGAUAUACGACUCUAACAUCCAGGUCCUGAAGGCCUUUGCCAACACCGGAAUCGAGCUUAUGAUCGGAAUUCCAAACUCAGAUUUGCUUCCGUUUGCUCAGUUCCAGUCUAAUGCCAAUACAUGGUUAAAAAACAGCAUACUUCCUUACUAUCCAGCCACAAAAAUCACUUACAUAACUGUUGGUGCUGAACUCACGGAAGCCCCGAAUAGUACGUCCGCUCUGGUGGUCGCUGCAAUGCAAAACGUGUUAACGGCUUUGAAAAAAGCCGGUCUUCAUAAGAAGAUUAAAGUCUCUAGUACCCAUUCCUUGGGUGUAUUAUCCCGGUCAUUCCCGCCUUCGGCAGGAGCAUUUAACAGUAGUCAUGCAUAUUUUCUUAAACCGAUGUUGGAAUUCCUCGCAGAGAAUAAGUCACCUUUUAUGAUCGACUUAUAUCCGUAUUACGCAUAUCGAGACUCUUCUACCAAUGUGUCCUUGGACUAUGCGUUAUUCGAGGCAUCCUCUGAAGUGAUCGAUCCGAACACGGGGCUACUCUACACGAACAUGUUCGAUGCCCAGCUUGAUGCUAUUAACUAUGCGUUAAUGGCUCUAAAUUUCAAAACGGUUAAUAUCAUGGUGACCGAGACAGGCUGGCCGUCUAAAGGAUCUCCGAAAGAAACGGCUGCAACUCCAGAUAAUGCUCAGACUUACAACACAAAUUUGAUCCGACAUGUUGUCAACAAUACCGGAACACCCGCAAAGCCGGGAGGGGCAGUCGAUGUUUAUGUUUUCUCGUUGUUCAACGAGAACAGGAAGCCUGGUUUAGCAUCCGAGAGGAACUGGGGUUUAUUUUUCCCGGACCAGACAAGUGUAUAUAACCUCGAUUUUACUGGAAAGGGUGUUGUAGACAUGACUGGAAAUACUACCGGUUCAAAUGGAACGUCGUGGUGCAUUGCUUCAGCUUCUGCAUCUGAAGCGGAUCUUAAGAAUGCGUUGAGUUGGGCUUGUGGUUCUGGAAAUGUAGACUGCUCCGCUAUACAACCGAGUCAACCGUGUUUUGAGCCUGAUAACCUUGCAUCACAUGCUUCUUAUGCGUUCAACAGUUACUACCAGCAAAAUGGAGCCACUGAUAUUGCUUGCAGUUUUGGAGGAGUUGGCGUUAGAACAAACAAGAAUCCAAGUUAUGACAACUGUCUCUAUGCAACGACUGGUGGUAAAAAAGCUAUUGCUGGUAAUGCAACGGCGGCUAGUCCUUCCAACUCUUCAUCAUCAUCCCCUCAAAGGAGUUACCAGUGGACUCAACAUCUACUUGUGGCUUUUCCUUUGUUCCUCCUAGUACCCUUCUGAUAUAACUUGGCUGGAAAUGUCUCGAGUGAAUGGAACGAAGAGUAAUCCGGAGAGGAAAAAAAUGUAAAAGCAGGAUAAUUUAUGGUGAUAUGAGUUCCCUUGAGAAGGCUACAAAUAUUGCUUCUCAAAUAUGUUGGAGCUAAGGAUGCUUGGGUAAUUGAUGCAGAUUCCAUAUGAUGCACAAAAUUUUGUAAAAUAGAAGAAACCCAAUCAUUCAAUCUGGAAACAUUUUGUAAUCCAUUUUGUUGAUUCGUUGGCUAGCAAACUUGGUACUAAUUCAUUUUAGUGAAUCUUUGUAAUGAACUUCUCACAAUUUUCCUCAUUAGUAUUUGGGAAGCAUGUUUCAUAGUA
Messenger RNA from Lycium ferocissimum, 2082 nucleotides. Its product is annotated as glucan endo-1,3-beta-glucosidase 13-like. The record is from RefSeq and is a predicted model, not a curated record. Lineage: Eukaryota; Viridiplantae; Streptophyta; Magnoliopsida; Solanales; Solanaceae. Gene Ontology annotation, molecular function: hydrolase activity, hydrolyzing O-glycosyl compounds. The transcript has 4 exons. The coding region runs from base 241 to 1731 and encodes 496 amino acids. Gene Ontology annotation, cellular component: plasma membrane. Gene Ontology annotation, biological process: carbohydrate metabolic process.